Molecule: messenger RNA, 2442 nt
Organism: Fonsecaea multimorphosa CBS 102226
Lineage: Eukaryota; Fungi; Ascomycota; Eurotiomycetes; Chaetothyriales; Herpotrichiellaceae
Exons: 1
Coding region: 1-2442 (813 amino acids)
Biological process (GO): carbohydrate metabolic process; N-glycan processing
Molecular function (GO): alpha-glucosidase activity
Source: RefSeq, a predicted model, not a curated record
AUGAAACACUACCACUUUGAAAGCAAGCCUAUAGCUCAUCCCGAUGCUGUCGUCUCCGGGCCCCAUUACCGCUUCACCGUCCUCACCGACCGUCUGAUCCGGUACGAGUGGUCAUAUGACGGCAAAUUCGAAGAUCGAGCCUCUACCUUUGCCAUCAACCGGGAGUUUCCCGUGCCCAAGUUCCAAGUGGUUGACAGACCAGACGAGCUCGAGAUCAUCAACGAUCAUUUCCACCUGAGUUACGACAAGAAGCGGUUCAGCGCCAGUGGGCUGUUGUGCAGCUUCUCGGCCAAAGUUACUCUAUGGGGGGCGCAGUGGCGGUACGAUGCCCAGCCGAGCCAUGGCCGCCGGGAGAAUCUGGGUGGGACGGCCAGGACGCUGGAUGAGGUUGACGGGCGGUGUGAUAUGGGCACCGGCGUACUGUCCACGUUUGGGUAUGCCGCACUCGAUGAUAGCAAGUCGAUGCUGUUUGAUGGCCAGGGGUUUGUGGCUGGUCGACGACCCGGUGAUCGGAUUGAUGGCUAUCUCUUCUGCCAUGGUCAUGAUUACAAGGGUGCGAUCCGGGACUUUUACGCCGUCAGUGGCAAGCAACCAUUGCUGCCCCGGUGGGCUCUGGGAAAUUGGUGGUCGAGGUACUACAAGUACCAUCAGGACGAGUACAUUGGUCUGAUGGACCAAUUCAAAAGCAAACAAGUUCCCUUGUCGGUCGCUGUCGUCGAUAUGGAUUGGCACAUGGUGGAUGAUCCUCGAGUGCCUCACGCCGGGUGGACGGGUUAUACCUGGGACAAGAAACUGUUCCCGGAUCCCGCGACGUUUGGACGAGAGAUUCACAGUCGCAAUCUGAAGAUCACCCUCAACGACCAUCCACAUUCGGGCAUCCACUCGCAUGAAGAUUCGUAUGAGGAGAUGGCCAAGUUUCUGGAUCACGACACUACCAACAAGAAUCCCAUCUUGUUCGAUCCGACCAGUCCCAAAUUCAUGGAGGCCUAUCUUGGGAUUCUUCACCGAAGUAUUGAGCAGAUCGCCUGUGACUUCUGGUGGAUUGACUGGCAACAGGGCUCUCACACCAAAGUGCCAGGAAUUGAUCCCCUGUGGCUACUCAAUCAUUUCCAUUUCCUCGACAACGCGCUUGGUGGGAAGCAGCGUCCGCUCAUUUUUUCACGGUAUGCUGGACCCGGCAGUCAUCGCUACCCCGUGGGGUUCUCGGGUGAUACGGUGACGACGUGGGCCUCGCUGGAGUUUCAGCCUGAGUUCACUGCCACGGCUUCGAAUAUCGGGUACGGCUGGUGGAGUCACGACAUUGGAGGGCACUUUUUCGGAAAGCGCGACGACGAGCUGGUGACCCGUUGGGUGCAGUUUGGCGUCUUUAGCCCCAUCAUGCGUCUGCACUCGUCCAACUCAAGGUGGACGUCCAAGGAACCCUGGCUGUAUCGCAGGGAAAGCGAAGAUGUCAUCGAGGGAUUCAUGCGCCUUCGCCAUCGUAUGAUCCCUUACCUCUACACGUGCAAUGUCCGCGCAUCGACCCAGGACGAGCCGCUCCUGCAGCCCAUGUACUGGCUAUUUCCCGAGCGCGGCGAGGCUUACCAGGUGCCCAACCAGUACUUCUUCGGCUCGGAACUGAUUGUAGCCCCGAUCGUGAAGCCACGGGACAAGCGGACGAAUCUGGCGUGUGUCAAGGCCUGGUUGCCGCCCAUGCAUCGCCACGUGGAUAUCUUCACGGGCACAGUCUACGACGGGAACAGGGAGCUGAACAUGUACCGCCCGUUGCAUGAAAUCCCCGUGUUGGCACACGAAGGCAGCAUCAUCCCCCUGGACGCAAACAAGACGCCCGGCAACGGUGGUCUCAACCCGGAACACUUUGAGGUGCUCGUGGUGAUCGGACGCAACGGACAGACUUCCGUCCUUGAAGAUCCCGCGGACGACUCGGAUCAGGUGAAGAAGGAGAGUCCUCAGACCGGCGAACGCGGCUCGCUCAUCCAAUACGACCAAACCAAGGGUGAACUCACCGCACACGUCACGGGCCGGACGUGGAGUUUCCGUUUCCUCGCCGUCACUGAGAUCCCCGAGGGUCUGAAAGUCACGGUCGACGGUCAAGACCGCACCAAGGACACCGAUGUCGUGGUCUCAAAGUUCCCAGACACCCCUUCGAUGCUCGUACACGUUCCCCCGGCGCUGCACAUGGACAAAUACACCAUCACUAUAUCUCUAGGAGGUAGUGAUCCACAGUUGAGUGUGUUGGACCACAAGCCGCGGAUCGAGAAGCUCCUGCUGGACUAUCAGACCGAGUUCGACAUCAAGGACCGGAUCUGGAGCAUUGUCGACGACAGGGAGAGCGCCAUCAACGUCAAGAUUGGGAAACUGUUGAGUCUGAGCGUUGACGAGACGCUGACUGAGCCGAUUGCGGAGUUGAUCUUGAGUGAUGUUAGAGGGAUCCAGUUGUGA